This is a messenger RNA of Trichobilharzia szidati, 2296 nucleotides long. NCBI's taxonomy places the organism in Eukaryota, Metazoa, Platyhelminthes, Trematoda, Strigeidida, Schistosomatidae. The record is from the annotation of a GenBank genome assembly.
ACUUCAUUAAUGUUAUAACUGAACCAGUGCCAGUCGUUACCAUUACUGUAUUUGUCUAACCCUGGGAUUCAGUGUGUUAUUUUUCAUCCCUCCUAUUUCACUUCUAAUGCUCGAUUCCGGAUUUCCGAUUCACUCGUUUCCUUCCUAUCAUUGCAAGUACACAUAUUAUUCCACACUUCCUAAUAAAACAGCAUUUGUUAACUUCGUUGUCACAGAUUAAUGGAAAAUUCCUCCAGAUACAGAAACGAAACAUCUAGUGACGUUUGCAGACCCAGCGCAGGGCACCAAAGACUUUUAAACGUUACUCAUAAUAUAGUAGAUCAAUGCGAUGAUAGUAUAUACAUUGGAUACUGGAAAUGACCCCAGAAAAGCUUAAAAACUUUCAUUUACUGCUGAAUUACAGUCAAAGGCUUCGUAUUUGGAUAUUUACUCAGGGAAUCGUGAAAAAAAAGAUUUCCAACUAGGCGCUGCUGACGUUGGAUGUUGCGCAUAUCGAUAUAUGGUGUUGGAGACCAUUUAAAUUCUUGGCGGGCUAAUCCUUCUUCUUAAGGUCAAGUGGAAGCCUGUUGCUAAGACCUUGCUUCCUGUAGUGUUAUUCUCCUUGAUUUAUUUUAACAGUGCCGUUAUCUUUUGGGGGUCUAGAAGAAGCAUAUAUCUGAUAAAUAUCUUAUAAUUUGCUCAAUGUUCUUACCGAUCAGGCUAACUAUGUCUGCAGCACUCACCAAGUCAAAUCCUAUGAAAUUUUUGUUCAGGUUUGGCAAGCAUCAUAUGACUACAUUCUGCCGACCAGAAUGCUCUUCUUCUAAAUUCCCCCUUUCUGAAUACAAAGUUUUUAAAUUGGAUAGUACCCCACCACAGGAAACGGAGUGCACUCGUGAUGAUGCAUUAAAAUAUCUUGACAGUCUUCAUCGCAUUCGCAGAAUGGAGACGGCGCUAGGAAAUUUGUACAAGGAGAAGCAGGUCCGUGGAUUCUGUCACCUAUAUUCCGGCCAGGAAGCAGUUGCAGUUGGUAUUGAGGCUGCCUUACAACCAGGAGAUACUAUCAUUACUGCAUACCGCUGUCAUGGAUUUACUAUGACCCGAGGUGUUCCUGUUCAUGGUAUAAUAGCCGAGCUAGCUGGAAAAAAGACUGGAUGUACUAAAGGUGUUGGUGGUAGCAUGCACCUUUAUACUAAAGACUUCUAUGGAGGUAAUGGGAUAGUUGGAGCACAGGUCCCUUUGGGAGUUGGGAUUGCGUUACGCAUGAAGCACCGAGGAGAAAAGUCUGUAUCUGUAACACUUUAUGGAGAUGGAGCAGCCAACCAGGGUCAGGUGUUUGAAGCCUACAACAUAGCAAAGUUGUGGAAUCUUCCUGUUAUAUUUAUUUGUGAAAAUAAUAAAUACGGAAUGGGUACUGCAGUGCAUCGUGCGUCAGCUAAUACUAACUACUAUACUCGUGGAGAUUAUAUUCCCGGACUGUGGGUCGAUGGCAUGGACGUGUUAACAGUGAGAGAAGCUAUUCGUUUUGCUGCUGAUUGGUGUCGCUCAGAUAAAGGACCAAUAUUAUUAGAGACAGAGACCUAUCGUUAUCAUGGUCACAGCAUGAGUGACCCAGGAACUAGUUAUCGUACGCGUGAAGAGGUUCAGUCGAUGAGACGCGGUCGAGACCCCAUUGCUUUGUUCCAGAAAAUUGUUGUUGACAGUGGACUAUGUACCCAAGAUGAAAUCAAGGAAAUCGAGAAGAAUGUUCGAGCUGAAGUGGAUAAAGAUGUAGAAAAAGCAAUUAGUGACCCUGAGCCAUCUUUAGAAACUAUGUUUGGGAACAUUUACCAUGGCAUACCUCCAAAUUUCAAAGUCCGGGGCUGUGAUGUGAAAACAUGGGGAUCGACAUUUGUUACAAAGUGGUGAAGGUGGGUUUGUGCUUAAGAAAUGAAGUAGGCUGGUCAGUUUUAUCACGUUAUUACGUAGUCAGGUGUGUAGAAUAUUUUGUCAGGCAAGGAGUCAGGCAUAUCUAGUCCUUUAUUUUUUGACAAAGCCUGGAUAUCUACCAAUAACCUUGUAAUUUCGUUCCUCUAAAAUACAAUUCUUUACGUAACUCCAGUUUCAGUUUUUGUUUUGCGCUUUUUGGAAUGGGAUUUGUAUUUUCGUCAUGAUUGUCAAACGAAAGCUAAUUAGGGGGCAUAAAGCAAAAUAACAUUGGCAAUGCGAUCAUAAUGUAUUAUGUGUUUUUAAUGAUGUACUUUGGAAAAGCAGUUUCGUGAGAAUGAAAGAUACUGAAAAGUAAUCAGUGUACAUACCGUUACAUUAAAAAAUACUU